CAUUUACUUUUUUGUAGAGCCAGACAAGACAGUUGGAAGGUUAGGCGGUGGGCAUGUGCAUGAGUAGUGAUGGCACUACUGAGGAGGAUAGCACUACUGAAUAUAUGUUUAUACUAGAGAACUGUAUGGUGGUCUACAGUAAACUACGCUUUCGUUCCUUAGUUAAACGGUAGUAGGCGGGUGGUUGGCAGUGGGGUCGUCAUGGGACUGAGUUAUAAAUUGGUUUAUCUACUCCACCUCGUACCUUGCCCUUCACCGUUCAUCAUUUUGUGGGGUUUCGACCCCAUAGCACGUGACCGCCUGUCCAAAAAUACAGUUCAGCCUCGCCAACGACCCGUCAUCGCUACCCUAGCUUCCUUCCACCAGUCGAGUUAAGAAAGUUCACACAACACCUCAGUCGCACCACACUGGGCCAACGCUUGAAUAUGGCAGACACACCACCAACGACAUCAUCCCCAGGGGGAACCCCUCCCUCCAGCGCUUCCGAACAAGCUCGCAUUCGCCGAGAACGUCGUGAGGCUAAAAUAAAAGCUGGAGGGACGUCGAGGUUAAACAAAAUCACAGGGCUGGGUGGUGGCUUACAACGAGAUGUAAAGCCUGCGGCUGCAGCACCCCAAGCAGCAUCCGUCUCUCACGCGGACCCGGACGAAGUUGACAUUAGCGAGCACUUUUACGAACCACCGCUGAAUAUCCGCUCCCAAAAUGCUACGCCAAACCCCAACCGUCCAUAUCCCGGCCUGUCAUCGGACCCAAGUCAGUUGGACGACCAGGCUCUUAGAGCCAUGAUGCUCGGCUUCCCCCCGCCUAACGGGAGUCCUCAGCCCCAAUCCAACCCAUUUGGUGGACCACCGAACCCGUUCGCGGCAAUGGGCAACCCUGAUGGCACCGGUGAUCCGGCCAAUGAUCCAAUGAUGGCUAUGCUGCAACAGAUGAUGGGAGGUGCGGGAGGUGAGCCGGGAGCUAUGCCAUCUUUCCCUGGCCUGCCACCGAUGGGGUUUCCGGGGAGCGACGCCAAUGGACCACCAGCGGUAAAGACAUCCGCUUAUAUAUGGCGCAUCGUGCACGCCAUUUUUGCCUUGGGAUUUGGCAUAUGCAUCGCCUUCAAUUCAAAAUUUGGCACCGAAACCCAACGUAGGUACGGUAGUGAGGUGGUAGAUCUGAGAGCAUUUUACGUGUUCGCGACGGUGGAAGCGAUACUACAGGGCACUCGGUUUAUCUUUGACAGAGGACAAGACAGCCAAACUGGGAUUAUAGGGACGGUUUUACGGUUCUUGCCCCAGCCAUUUGGAGGAUAUCUUCGGAUGUUUAUGAACUACCGAAGUAUCUGGACUACGACAAGUGCCGAUGCCAUGGUUGUGGUGUUUGUUCUCGUGGCUGCUAACCAUUGGAGAAUCUCCAACGAAGAUGGUAGCGAGCUUUUUGGCAGCACUCAUGGCAUCAAUUAGCCUAAAAAACUUAGUUAAUAAAGCUCAUUGAGUUCAUUUGAUGACAUGUUUCUAUGCUUGACGCACGCUGUAUUCACAUCACAAUCUAUCGUUUUGCCGUUAGAGAAUAUUAGUUAAUAUGCCAGCUAAGUUGCCAACUUGUAACGUACCUCAAUUCGGG
Molecule: messenger RNA, 1605 nt
Organism: Pseudogymnoascus verrucosus
Lineage: Eukaryota; Fungi; Ascomycota; Leotiomycetes; Thelebolales; Thelebolaceae
Exons: 3
Coding region: 426-1445 (339 amino acids)
Biological process (GO): retrograde vesicle-mediated transport, Golgi to endoplasmic reticulum
Source: RefSeq, a predicted model, not a curated record